CGGUAAUCGGCACUAUAUACUAGUAGAGGUCGGGACAAAAGGGAGAUCCUUUCCCUACCAAGUUUUUAAUCGCUCCAGCCCAACUUCAAUCUAACUCUUAUUAUAUCCUUAGCUUAUUCCAUUAAAUUCCCUCGCCUCUAUAGUCUUAUCAUGCUUGUUAGGCGUUUGGUCUUCGCAUACCUCUCCACCUUUCCGCUGGGUGAGUGUGCUCUCGGCGAUGCGGCGAAGGACUUAGGCCAAAUAGUCUCUCAUGGUGGGGAUGGAGGCCCGAGAGCUGCCGCGGAGGGCAUGGAUUUCCAUAGUACCAAUCCCACUGCCAACGGGGGUAUGCCUACAACAUCACCGAAAAUGCCGAAUUUAUUAGCAAAGGCAAGAACGCAACCUGCAGAUGCCGACAAGGAUAUCAUGUCUCGAUGGGCUAAAGACCCUGGAUUUGAAAUGCCCCGACUAGCCCCCCCUGACGAAUGGAGAAUCAAGACUUGGUGGAUUAAACACUGGACACCUAUAGGAAGAAGAUUGCAAACAGAGGGUCUGAGAGUGCUUGGUUGGCUUGCCCUGCCUUUUCAUCUUUUCACGCCGCUCAAGCAGCAAGUGAAACCAGUAUCAUUCAGCAGAUUGGCACGCAAGCAGACUGCAGCUUGGGAAAAACCAAAACCAGGGAUUUUUUCGGUAUUUAAAGAGUGGCUGAAAAAUAAAAUGGCAAUUGGUUCGAAGAAAGUGACGCCUGUGAUCCCUGAGAAAUAUCACGAAGAACUUGUGGAAAAGCUCGAAGGACCUGUCAAUAAGGAAGAUAGCGGAAAUCCCUUUGAAGGACUUGUUGAGCCACGCGAGUCAAAAUGGCGGACACCAGAAUAUCCACCUAUAUUUUCUAAAGACCCCUUGGUCGCAGAAUCUUACAAUGUAGGAGCGGAUAUUAAUGACUUAACAAAGGCUGGGGAAUCCCCGGAUUCAAUCAAGAAAACCCUCAUAACCAGAUUGUAUGAUCGCAAUCCGGCCGCUGCAUAUUCAGAAGCGGACGCGAAAAAGUUAGAGCAAUUCGUCACAUCGGAUGAACAUCUUUCAAUACUCCAGCGACUCUAUCUCAGAAAAAACGAACUUUUAGAGUUGCAUUGGAAAAUGCAAGGGGUUUUAAAUCGCGUGGUUUCUGCUUUAGGAGGAGAGGAUGAAACUAGCGAAACAUUUCGACAAAUCAUCCAAUAUCAUGAUAAAAUGAUCCACGGUGAAGAAAGCAGGAUUGGAGAUCCAGAAAAAAAAGUAGACAAGAAGUUCUUCGAGAGAGUGAACCCGUCUCCCUUGAUGCAAGAGUUGGACCCUGCGGCAUACCAGAUGCAUCUAUCACCGCUAUUAUACCUAGAAGAAGUUAUCAAACUUUUGGACCACGACGCAGUCGUUGGGCUCAAGGAUGCCAGCGGCUACAUUCAGAAUACGCCAAGACUCGAUGUGUUGAAGUCAGCAGCGGAAGAUGUCAAAAAAUACGCAAGUCUAUCCAGGGAGGUUGACAUACUCCAGAAAAAAGUAAUACAGAUGGGAAAAUACGUACCUGCAUUUACGAAAGCCCACUUCAAGGAUCAACGUACCAUGAAAAAUAUAUUCAAAGAUUUGUUAAGUCCUGAUAGAGUUUAUCCUGGAAUAAAAGGGGUAAAGAAAGCCUCUCCCUGAAGUCCUAAACUAUUCUACUUAUUGUUAUUGUUGAAUUUUUCUUACCAUUCCAUUUCUGAAAAUCAACUAUCUUGUAUAUUUUCUGUGUUUCAAGAUUCUUUUGUGCUUUGCAGGGUGCACACAUAUAUUGGUUUUCAUAUUUUCUUCCAAUUGCUCUAGCUUUUGUUUCAUUUUUAUUCUAAAUAUCUUAUCAGUAAUUUGGGCUCUGAUUGAAAAUACAGAUUGGUUUUUUGAAACCUUAGUCAUGGAGGAGAGAAAAUCAAAAGGCAUAUUUGUUAUUUGUAACAAUUUUUCUGAAUGGGGAACAUACAUUUGAUCAAACAAUAAAUUUUUAUCAAACUUUCACAGC
This is a messenger RNA of Puccinia graminis f. sp. tritici CRL 75-36-700-3, 2008 nucleotides long. RefSeq lists its product as uncharacterized. The record is from RefSeq and is a predicted model, not a curated record. The coding region runs from base 151 to 1659 and encodes 502 amino acids. The transcript is spliced from 5 exons. Lineage: Eukaryota; Fungi; Basidiomycota; Pucciniomycetes; Pucciniales; Pucciniaceae.